This is a messenger RNA of Rangifer tarandus platyrhynchus (Svalbard reindeer), 1104 nucleotides long. NCBI's taxonomy places the organism in Eukaryota, Metazoa, Chordata, Mammalia, Artiodactyla, Cervidae. The record is from the annotation of a GenBank genome assembly.
AUGGAGGGGAGCCUGGGAAGCGGCCGGCGCUCGAGGUCAGACGGUCAGCCGGCGCCUGCGAAGAUCUCGCCGGCCACAGAGGAGCUGCAGAGCCGCUUGCAGGAGACCCUGGACUUGCUAUCCUCGCAGGAGCUGCGCAGCUUCCGCGACCACCUUAAGAAAGUGGAGCCGCGCGCGAGCCAGGUGAAGCUGGAGCUGGAGGGCCACAGCUCGUCGGGGCUGGCCGGGCUUCUUGCCAAGCUCUAUCCGCCGGCCGCCGCCAAGCGCGUCCUUGUCCAGGUGCUGGAGCUGCUGCCCCGCGCAGACCUGCUGCCGCGCUGGCAGAGCGCCCCCACCGAUUGCCCUGUGAUUCCACGAAAGAUUCCAAAGAGAAGCUAUGACUGUGUGGAUGGUGAAUUGGACCAUUAUGACCUACGUGGCAGGCGGGAGGCCUUCCUCAUGUGUGUGAAGAAGAACAGGCCAGGAGCUCACCAGGAUGUCCAACUGAUGAAGGAUUGGCUUAACGAGUGCAAGUUCGAACAGACGUUGUGCAUCGAUCCUGACAAAAUGGACUUACUUGGAAAGAUAACAUCAUUUCGUGAUGGACUAAAUGAAAUUAAAGAUGACAUUGCCUGUUGCCUUGUUACUCUUAUGUCCCAUGGAGAAGAAGGUUUUAUCAAAAUGAAAGACGGUGAAAAAGUCAGCCUGGAAGACAUUUUUGAAAUGUUCAACAAUAAAAAUUGUCCAGCACUUCAAGAGAAACCAAAAAUUUUUAUAAUCCAGGCCUGCAGAGGAGAGAGAAGAGACAGUGGUGUUGAAACAGAUGAUGAACCCAUGGACUUGGAUGAUGGAUCAGAGAAGAAGAGGCUGCCUACAUUCAGUGAUUAUUUCAUCAUAUAUCCCACCCAAGCAGAUCAUGUCGCUUUACGGGAUCCCCGCACUGGCUCUGUGAUGAUCAAGGAGAUGACUGAAGUCUUUAAGCAGUAUGGAAAUAAGUGGCACAUCGCUGACUUCUUUACCAUAGUGAAUAACAGAGUGGUGCACCGUGACUUUAAUCUGUGUAACAAACCAAUAAAAAUAUCACUGGUAAUGGAGUCAACUUUAACAAAAUUUGUAUACUUUUGA